AGGUGUGUUUACAGUAAGCACUCUGAGAAUUAACUGGCUAAAAGUGUUACUGUUCGGGCUUUUGAUGUGUUUUUACAGAGCAGAAGGAGCAUAAAGGGCGUCAAGUUAGAACACAAUUUGCCAAUCCUUAAAUUUGAUGCUAAAGCACAUACAGUUUAUUCUUGUUACCUUUGAAAAGUGUCUAAUUUGGUUUUUAAAAGAUUCUAUUUCGCAGAAGAAAACCUCGGGCUUCCCCGGAGGUCCAAGGAGGACUUGACACAUCUUCUAACCACAAGAGAGCAGUCUUCCCUUUGAAGAGCGCUUCUUCUCCACCUCCCGAGAAAUAAAAGAGCCGGGCUAUGUUUGCAAACACUCUGAAAGCUCUUUCCAUCAGACCCGAACGCCGGAAACCACAAAGGGCAGUCAAGUUUGGAUUUUCAAGAAGAACGCCGGAGUAAACUUUCGCUCUGCCGGCCAGCCGAUCGGUCUGUGCCUUGGGAGGGUCUCUGCUCAAUUCCUGAACAAGUUCGGGCUCCCUGAUAGCCACACUUGCAGACCCAGGAGUGAAUUACAGCAAUUGGGCAGCUUUGAAAGAUUAAUUUGUUUAGAGUGCGAUCGCCUAUUCAGGCUGGGACCCUUUGUUAACUCUUGAACUAAGAUCAGAGGAGGCACAUGGAUACAAACGUGGAUAAGGCUCGUCCUCUAUCUUUGCCCCUUCUUCUCUGAAGCUUUAUAAAGACCGAAGGAGAGCAACGAGCUUCGGAAACCAUGCAAAGUCCCCUCCAAGUGUGCUCAGGUACCUAGCUUCUGGACCUAGAAACUUCUCCAAAGACAGACCGGGAAGCCUGGAUGGACCAGCAUCCCGGCUACGACAGCUUCCAGUCUGGUCUUCAAGGUGAGUCAACUGCGUGCUUUUCCGCAAGGAAUGGAAAAAUGCAAAUCGGCUGGACUGCUUGCCCUGCAUUCCCCGCUACGAGCCUCGCCGCUGGGCGCGCUGGCCCGGAGGGAGCCCUGCAGGGUCUCCGCGCGCCAGGAUGCCGCGGACUGCGCGCGAAGACGGCCGUGCCCGUCCCUGCCGCCGGGGGGCGUCGCCGAGCCCGCCUUUCUGCGCCAACGCAACGAGCGCGAGCGGCAGCGCGUGCGCUGUGUGAACGAGGGCUACGCGCGCCUCCGCCAGCACCUGCCGCGCGAGCUGGCUGGCCAGCGGCUCAGCAAGGUGGAGACGCUGCGCGCCGCCAUCGGCUACAUCAAGCAACUGCAGGAGCUGCUGGAGCGUCACAGGCCGGACCUCAACAGCGAUGGCGAGUCCAAAGCGUCCUCCGGAGCCUCGCCCUGUAGCAGCGAGCCUGAGGAGCGUGGCUAGCAGCGCCCUUGCCCACCAAGCUUUCAUGGUUGCCUCUCUGGGCUCAGUUC
This is a messenger RNA of Rattus rattus (black rat), 1392 nucleotides long. RefSeq names its product achaete-scute family bHLH transcription factor 4 (gene Ascl4). The transcript has a single exon. NCBI's taxonomy places the organism in Eukaryota, Metazoa, Chordata, Mammalia, Rodentia, Muridae. Bases 905 to 1342 code for a protein of 145 amino acids. Gene Ontology annotation, molecular function: DNA-binding transcription factor activity, RNA polymerase II-specific; RNA polymerase II transcription regulatory region sequence-specific DNA binding; protein dimerization activity. The record is from RefSeq and is a predicted model, not a curated record. Gene Ontology annotation, biological process: regulation of transcription by RNA polymerase II; developmental process.